AUGGCGUUCUCGCGAAGAGUGUGGCAAGUCACCCCAUCCAACUUCCUUCGAUCCCUUCUACCCAGUUUUAUGGCCGACGCCGUGUGGCCUAAAGAGCCCUGCCACAACCAUUCUUGCCGCCGCUCUCCAAGGCUGCAUUCAACGUCCUACCUGGAUGGCCUCCGCGGUAUUGCCUCCGUUAUUGUCUUCAUAUGUCACUAUACUGAGAAGCGCCACGACCAUUUGCUACCCACUUAUGGACACUACCGGCUUCCUCGCACCGACAGCGGCGAUAUUGCCCUUACCCCCACCUCAUCCUUUCUUCAGGUCCCGAUUUUUCGUGUUCUCUAUUCUGGACGGCCGGCAGUGCAUGUGUUUUUUGUCAUCUCUGGAUUUGUGCUGUCCUACAAACCGCUACGCCUUCUCCACGGCCCCGAAGGUCUCGGAGCAUGUUACUCUGCACUCGCGUCUUUGGCCUUUCGCCGACCCAUCCGCCUGUUUCUGCCGUGCGCCGUGUCAACACUCGCCGUCGCUGUUCUUUGCCAAACCGGUCAGUUGUACGCCGCCGAUACCACGUGGGCUGGACAGCUGCACAGUUGGGCUCAAACGUAUGCGGGCCGCAUUGCUUGGCCGUGGGCGUGGGACCGCGACUUGCGGCCCGGCUAUGACAUCCACUUGUGGACCAUUCCGAUUGAGUUUGCACACGCCAUGCUGCUGUUUGUCGUGCUCCUAGCUCUGGCGCCGCUUCGCACGCAGGUACGGCAGGUGCUCACUGGGGUUCUUGCCGGGUAUUGCUUGGCAUGCGGGCGAUGGGCGGCAUUUGAGUUUCUGGCCGGCUUCGCUUUGGCAGAGGUGCAUGUCCUGCGGGCGGCGACGGCGAUGGCUGGUGACCAUCGGUCUACGACGUUGAGUCAUCUCGCUGCAGGGGCUUUCCACAGCACAGUGCUUGCCGCCUGUCUUUUUGUCGCCGGAUGGCCCAACGAGGACGCCGACAAGACACCAGGAAUCCGGGCGCUCCUCUCCAAUACGCCGGCGUGGUUUCUCAGCAAUGGGCGAGACGAGGCGUUGACUGAGAGGGAAGACUGGGGCGAGGCCCUCUUGGAGCAGAAGUUCUGGUUCGGCUUGGCCGCUGUGCUUUUGGUGUGGUCGUGCGGUGAGUUCGCCGCGGCACGGCGGCAGUUUGAGCGCCCUCUGGCGCAAUACUGCGGCCGCAUCAGCUAUGCCGUGUAUCUCGUCCACGGACCGGCCCUGGAUUACUGGAAAGACAUGACGGACAGGUUGGUUAAGCCCAUCGGCAUGGAGACGGCCGUACGGCGGAUGACAACUUGGCUUGUGGGUCUCCUCUUCCUGGGCAGCGUGGUGGUCUGGCUGGCGGACCUGUUUUGGCGACAAGUGGACGCGCCGAUUGUGGCUCUGGGACGCGCUGUCGAGCAGGUGUGUUUGCAAACAGAUAGAUGCAACGAUACGUGGUUGUGUCUAGAGGCAAAGAAGGUUGAAGACAGACACGGGUUUACUGGCAUUGUUGAUUAG
Sporothrix schenckii 1099-18 is the source of this 1509-nucleotide messenger RNA. RefSeq names its product hard surface induced protein. Gene Ontology annotation, biological process: polysaccharide biosynthetic process. Gene Ontology annotation, cellular component: membrane. Bases 1 to 1509 code for a protein of 502 amino acids. The transcript has a single exon. The record is from RefSeq and is a predicted model, not a curated record. Lineage: Eukaryota; Fungi; Ascomycota; Sordariomycetes; Ophiostomatales; Ophiostomataceae. Gene Ontology annotation, molecular function: acyltransferase activity, transferring groups other than amino-acyl groups.